UCCACCCUCCCACCUCCCGCCUCCUCCCCAAUUCCUCACGAGUUACGACCAACGAGCAGAUACACACACACACAGACACACGGAGAAGACAGGAAGAUAGCGACCCUCCAAAAUGCGUUUCGGCAAAACCCUGCAGUCGUCCGUGUACCCGCCGUGGCGCGACCACUACAUAGACUACAGCAAGCUCAAGCAGCUUUUGCGCGAAGUCUCGGACAGCGACGAGUCGGCGGGCUCCGGCGGCGUCGGGGGCGACGAGCGCGAGUGGACCGACGAGGACGAGUCGCGCUUCGUCGACGAGCUGAUCAAUGUGCAGCUCGAGAAGGUGCACCGGUUCCAGCGGGAAAUGAAUACCGCGCUUAAUGAGCGCACGGCGAGGUGUGAGCAGCGCCUCGAGAAGUUCGUGGGAGGCGGCGACGGUGAGGAGAGAAGAAAGGAGGCCCUCGAGAUCAGUCUUAAGGAGCUGGAUGGCAUCACGAAAGAUAUCAAUGAGCUGGAGAGGUUCUCGAGAAUUAAUUUCACGGGGUUUUUGAAGGCCGCGAAGAAGCAUGAUCGGAGAUCGAGAGGCGCGGGAUCCGGCGCGAAAGGGAAGGGCAAGGCUGGGGAUCCGAAGGUGAAGCCGUUGUUGCAGGUGCGGCUGAGCCAUCUGGAAUUCAAUAAGGAGGAUUACAGUCCCCUGCUCUACAGGCUAUCGACCAUGUAUGAUUUCGUCCGGCGCUCGCUCAACGAGGAGCAAGUCGAGGGCUUCGAGCAGAAUUCAUCGCCGCAUCCGGGGAAUAAUCCCAACAACAAGAAGUAUACGUCGCUCAAAUUCUGGGUGCACCCCGACAACAUCAUCGAAGUCAAGACCUUCAUCCUGCGGCGGCUGCCAGUGCUGGUGUACAAUCCGCAGCGCUCGAAGGAACUGGAAACCAAUGGCAAGGACCCGACCAUUACGUCGCUCUACUUCGAUAAUCCCAGGUUCCAGCUGUACACCGAUAAGGUGUUGAAGACUAACGAUGCUUCUUCGCUGCGUUUGCGGUGGUACGGACAGCUCGCCGAGGCGUCGGAGAUCUUCUUGGAGCGAAAGACUAUCCGCAAUGGUGCCGAUGACUCCGAGGGUGCCAUCGAGGAGAGGAUCGCGCUCAAGGAGAAGUAUGUCAAUGACUUCCUUAAGGGCGAAUACUCGCUCGAGAAGAAGGUGCAGAAGCUCAAGGACCGAAAUGCCGACGAAGAGGCAGAGAAGUACCGCAGUCUGGUCUGCAGCAUCCAGAACCAGAUCCAGGACUACGAUCUGCAGCCCGUGCUCAGAGCAUCAUACACGCGCACAGCGUUUCAGAUCCCCGGCGACGAUCGCAUCAGAGUCAGUCUUGACACGGAGCUGGCGUUGAUUCGCGAGGAUGCCCUGGACAGCAAUCGGCCGUGCAGGGAACCGGACAACUGGCACCGUCGCGACAUCGACGAGGCAAGGAUGGACUACCCAUUCUCGAGCCUUAGAACGGGCGAAAUAUCGCGAUUCGGAUACGCCCUGCUCGAGAUCAAGCUGCGCGAGAGCGAAUUGCACAAGCGCACGAACGAGUGGGUGCAGGAACUCAUUUCUUCGCAUCUUGUCCACGCGGCACCUAGGUUCUCGAAGUUUUUGCAUGGAGUUGCUGUCCUGUUCGAUGACUACGUCAACAGUUUUCCGUUCUGGCUCGGAGAGAUGGAGGAGGAUAUCCGGAAGGACCCCCGAAAGGCCUGGGAUGCCGAGCAGGAGCGCAAGAAAAAGCAGAUUGAGGCCGAGACUGCCGUUGGCAGUUUCCGUACCACUGUGCGCGACUUCGGUGGCAGAGGUGCGACGCCUCCGGCUGGCGGCCACAGUUACAAAGCCACUCCGCCCCAGGCUUCGGGGACACCCGAUAGAUUCCCCAAGACGGCUCCUCAGGGUUCUUACGAUACCAGGAUGUUGCCCAGUGAGGAUGUAGUCGAGGUGGCCGAAGAGGACGAAGAGGACCACGACGAUAACGAGGACUCGGAUGAAGAAGACGAGGAGGAAGCGCCUCGCGAUUCGACCACCACGCUCGAUGGCCUGCGUCAACUGUUCCCCUCGUUCUCGUCAUCCCGGUACGGUCGCGCGCACUCUGGCCGCCGAGACGUGGUCCUGCCCGCUGGCGUGCACAAGCCGCAGCAAUUGCUCAUGUAUUCCGGCGAGGUCAAGGUGGAGGCCAAGGUAUGGUUGGCGAACCAACGCACGUUCAUCAAGUGGAUGCACAUUGUUGUCCUGCUCGCGUCGCUCAGUGUUGCGCUCUCCAACGCCGCAGAAGCGGACAACACCACGGCGAAGUACAUCUCCAUGGCCUACACGGCCAUCGCGCUCUUUGCUGGUGUGUGGGGGUGGGCCAUGUACAUGUGGAGGAGCACGUUGAUUCGCCAACGGAGCGGGAGGGAUUUCGAUAGUGUUUUUGGACCCGUGGUUGUGUGCAUUGCGCUUGCGGUUGCGCUGGUCGCCAAUUUCGUCUUCAAGUACCAAGCGGUUGCGAGGAAAUCUCGUGGCGGCGAUGUUCAUGGGAAUGAAACGAUUGGGUAUGGCAUGGACGAUGACUUGAUGAUGAUGAUGGGACAGGAGUUGUGAAGUGUUUUUGAGGACGACGAAUUAGUUUUAGCAGGUGGUGGGAAUGGGGUUGGCACGACACAUGGCGGACAGUGUAUUGUAUCCGAGGAUGUGCGGUGGCAUUUGAAAUUGAACUGGCCCAUUGUGAUGGCGAUGAUGAUCGCGAUGAAGCAAUUGGGCUUUGGUG
This is a messenger RNA of Tricharina praecox, 2753 nucleotides long. RefSeq names its product VTC domain-containing protein. The record is from RefSeq and is a predicted model, not a curated record. Gene Ontology annotation, cellular component: fungal-type vacuole membrane; vacuolar transporter chaperone complex. Lineage: Eukaryota; Fungi; Ascomycota; Pezizomycetes; Pezizales; Pyronemataceae. The transcript has 3 exons. Bases 113 to 2587 code for a protein of 824 amino acids.